Bombus terrestris (buff-tailed bumblebee) is the source of this 5575-nucleotide messenger RNA. RefSeq lists its product as uncharacterized. The coding region runs from base 669 to 1070 and encodes 133 amino acids. The transcript is spliced from 2 exons. The record is from RefSeq and is a predicted model, not a curated record. Lineage: Eukaryota; Metazoa; Arthropoda; Insecta; Hymenoptera; Apidae.
AGCAGCAGCGUGCUCAUUCCGUAGCAGACUACCGCAUCGACCGGACGCGCGUGAUCGAGAACGUUGUUGAAAAGGCAGCACGCCGAACUACCAUAAAAAACGACCAGCUAUCCGUGAAAGCGUACGACGUGUAUGCAGUUUUCCAGUCGAAACAGUAGCAACAGCGAUUGGGAGGAUCAGUUGGCAGCGGUACCAGCAACCACAACAACCUCAGUGACGAGUCAUUGUUGUCGUCGACGACGGCGUCUAUUUGCUCUAUCGAAGUCAGAGAAUCUGAUCGAAACGAACACUGCGCGAAUUUCGCAUCGACUCGAUUUCCAGACGAAAAACCUAAACGAAAAAGCGGAUUCGAAUCGCGACAAACGUUUCGUGAACAGAACGAACAAAUUUGCACACGCGUUCCGAAAACUGACUCGUCAAUUCCCGCUACAAAGAGAAAUUGUCUCGUCGAUCUGGUGAAGGGAGAGCACGCAGUGGUUCAACGGAAUCUCUUGGAAAAACUAUCGACGUUUAGCGACGCCAGGAACCGUCUGGUUUGAACUUUCCAGAAAAACGGAGCGAGAAAGACGACGGCUAGGUAUAGUGCUAGGUGAAAGAAAAGGAAGGCAACUUGCCGCGGAAUAGAAAGAAAGAGAGUGUGUGCUCGGUCACGAGUGCCGGCUAUCGAGAUGGCGUUUAUGAUGCCCGUUAUGAAAAACGAGUGGGACAUUUACAAGACCAACCGCAGUCGUCGAUCUUCCGAGUGUUCCAAUCCUCAGGCCUGUCGCAGUAGAAAGGUUUCGGAAUGUUCAAAAUCCGAGGGUCCAUCGCUGUCUACCUCGCCAGGGUCAGACUUUCUGACAUCGCCGGCUCACCGUUCCGUGCCCCUUACUUCCCGGCAUUUCUCGAGAACGUCCUCGAGGGCGUCUCAAAGCUCGUUGCAAAGUCCGAGCAAGAGUACCGGUUCGUCUCCGCCGAAAACCGGCAGCUCUAAUUCUCUGAACAAGUUCCACAAUCGGCUGGUGGACAAGUUGAAAAGGUCUUUGAAAAAGGCUGACGAUACCGCUGAAGAUCAGCGAAACUUGUCGUGAAACAGUCAGGCGGUUUUGGGCCGGCCACCGAUUUCCGGCUCGAAACCGAUCGAGAUCCGACGUACCUCUGCACCCGUUACCACGUCCGCAACGAUCCACGAGGGGGUGGUACGAUCCUGUCCGGAUCCGCCGCCUUCGGCGUGGUAAAACAGCACGACAACAACAAAAGUAACAACGACAGCAACGGGAAUAGAAUCGGACGAGCCGUAAGAAGAAAAAGUUUCCCGUGAUUCGAUUGCCAGCGACGACGAUGAUGAUCGAUUCUUGGAACAGUGGCAUCUAAUAAGAAGGAGCGAAGGACCACAAGCACCGGGAACGAGCAACAAGAAGGAUCCAGUGAAAGAGGUACAUAAUCACAAUGGAAUUCGUCGUUAUCUACGUUAUCUACGUUGGCGCGUACGUUGGACUGCGUUUAUUUCGCAUUCAUUUCGCGUUCAUUUCGCGUUCGUUUCGUACGCGUAUAAUUGCAUAGUUCGUGGCCAGUCGGGGUCGGUAUAGGAUCUUAAUGUCCAGACCUAAAAGCUAGUUCCUUCAUUGUACAUAUAUUAUUGCGCGUAUAAAAUCUCAGAAACAGCUCAAGCGUUACACGAUCUUCGCUUCUUACUAAAAUGGUCAAAAUUGUUUCACGCUCUGUUCCUUUUCUCUCUCUCUCUCUCUCUCUCUCUCUCUUUCUUUCUCCUUCCUCUAUUUUCUUUCUUUCUCUUUUUGUCUUCCUCUCUUUCUAUUAAAGACGUAGCUAAAACAAAGUUGUAUUUCGUUCGAGCUUCUUCCUACUUCUUUGGAAUUUAUUUACAAGAUUCUUACUUUCUUUUUGUCAUUCGUGUAACGUCUAGCCAAUCAAAUGGUAACUGUGGUAAAUAUGUUUUUAAAAUAUUAGGGCAAGCAGAAAAAUGGGGUGACUAUGACGUGGCGUAAGUCGCGUCCGAGUCAAAGGAGUUCCCGUAGAGGUUCUCGCAUACGACAACCGGAAACGCUUGUUUUCAUCGUUAAGAUUACUUGCUGCCUCCAAAGGGAAUGUGCGUGCGUAUAUGCGAAAACUGCGAAAGGGUAUACGAAUGCGCAUUAUAUACACGUACAAUAUAGGUGAGCUAGUGAGAGAACGGAGCCUAAGAAAAGACUUACUUACUUUAAUCGUAUAUGUGUAUAUACACGUAUAUACACUAUCGUUCGAGCGACAUUAACUGUACUUAUAUGCGUAAAUAUUUAUUUGACGCUUUCGUUAAACUUCGUCUCGCAUAAAAUUUAACAAACACGCGACCAAAUACAUUGUCUUCGAAACGAUGCACGAAUAUACUUUUUUUUUUCUUUUUUUUUUCUUUUUUUUUUUUUUAUUUAUAAAACGUUGGUCCCGCAUGGAAAAUUGCUUAUUUCAAACUUUCUUCCCGAUCGAUCCGUUUCUGAUUUUUUGAGAUUGAUCUCCCUUUGGUAUCGUUUCGAGGUAAACGUAUUUGCAAUACAUACGAGACUUAUUUGCUAGUUUAUAUCGCAAAAAGGAUACAUUUUUUAAAGAAUCCUCGCAGUAUGUAUCGAAGUGUAUCAUAGCGGUUUUCCUUUGUCCCGCGCCCGAGGUACUGGAUUUUGCUGUUUUGAUUAGUCGUUACGAAGCGUUUGUUAAAUUUCUUUAUAGUAUAAUGAUAUAUUAGUUGCGUCGAGAUAAAUGGUCAAGCCUGUUACUUGUUAUAUGUUGAAUAAUCUGUUUGAUGAAUAAUCCUGGAAUAGAGAAACGAAAGUAUCCUCGAAAAUUGGACGCAGAACGACGUCUCUCCAAGACAUCGAAUGAAAUCGUAGAGAUACUUUUAUGUGCAAUUCUACAAAUACUAAUUAUCUAAAUUAGAUAAUUUCUUGAUUAUCUGAAUUCACGUUUUUUCCUAUCCUUCUUCUCUUCACCUUUGCUUUUAUUCGAUCGUCUCAUACACGAUGGACGGUAUUGAAAACCAAAGAACGGUACGAUUGAAACGUCCUGCUGUUUCUUAAAAAAAAUUAAAGUUCAGACAGAACUUUAACGACGAUAUAAUUCGAGCAAAGUUACAGCAACGUAUCGUUCCGUUUCAUAAUGAUUGAACAGUAUUUAAUUGCGUGUAAGAUAAACAGAAGUUUGUUUUUUAUAUGUGUAAUACGGUGACAUCGUCUGCGUCCAUCUAUAUAUUACCGCAAUUUUCAAUUUUUCGAAUAAGAUGAUCACGCGCUUUCCUUAUCGUUUUGCGAAAUUACGAAGUGGGAGCAAUUAUAUGAUACCGCGUGUAACUCUGUGAUACCGUAAGCUAUAAGGUAGAAUUAUUUUGCAACAAUCAUAUAAAAGAAAAACAAAAAAAUAAAAAAAUGGAGGUAGAAGUUGGGGAAAUGUUAUUGUUACUACGAAAAUUCGUACGAACGCUUCGAUUCUCCGUCAAUCAAUGCGCGUCCUUUGAUAGCAACAGCGACGAGUUCUUUCCUCGUUCCAUAACAAUGUUGAUUCGAACGAGAACAUGGGGUCAAACGAUUUUUCCUUAAUUUUCGAUCGAACAUGUUUUCGGGAUUUAUUUAUUUUCUAAAUAGAUAUCGUUCAACGUUAAAUUCUAAAAGAUUAUCAAAUUUGAUGUGAGAAGCACGUCGCCUAAUUUUCAAGACGAUUGUCCGACAGUUUUUCUUUGUAUCCCUUUGUUUCCUUUCCUUUUUUCCUUUUUCGUUCCUUUUUCUUUUCAGUGAAAAUGCGGGGUGAACGAGGAAAGAAAGAACGAACGAAGGAAAAGACCAGAUGCGAUAAGAAUGAAAGGACUAAUUCAGAAAAAUUGCCGUUAUAUGUAAGACUGCUUUAGAGAACAGAAAAACAAUAGAAUUACCGAUCUGAUGGUAAAACGUGGUGCUUGACGAAGUGUUGGGACGCGCGAAGGAUCGAGAACGUUGCACGAACCUUGGCGAAAUUUCGUUCCAUCAUUUCGUUGAUUGAUUUGUACUGAUUAGGAACAAUGGUGUUAUUAGAAUUUAGAGAUUGACGAGAUAAUACGAUCUAUUUAUUACGGCGGCCUCGGACCGCGGAGUAAACGUGGAUUGGAUGCUUUGACCUCCCAUCUUUUUGUAUAUAAUAUUUUUCGCGUUGAUUCGAAAUAUUUACAUAACAUUUGUUACUUUUCAAUUCGAUUUAUAAAACACUUAGCUGUACGUAUCUCAUAGUUUAUCCGUUUCAGCUCGAUCCACUUUCAUUCUACGGUCACAAUGUUCGCGCAACUAUAAAGCUAUGUGAAUAUAUACAAAUAUAUUUAUAUAUAUUUGAAUAUGUACAUACGUAUACAUCGACACACGCACACGCGCUUGUUGCGCGCCUGUUGUGUGCAUAUAUACAUAUACAUUAUUCGACAAUUUGACUAUUUUUUGUAUAACUAUUGCAACUGCGUUAUGGUUAUUCGUUAUACCUCACUCGGGACAUUUUGAGCUGAUUUUUAGCGCGUGGCUGAGGAGAUGGGAGUACGAGUCAUGGGAAAAUGGUCACGAACAAUUUCAUACGAAAGUACAAAUUGAUAGUUUUGGCUUGGAUCGAGCGAUAGAAUCGAACGUAAAUAUCAGAAACUAAUUUCUAUCGCGUUUAGGGAUAUGCGUGGUGAGCUUUAUGUUGAAACGUAUAGGUACUUUGCGUACCUAUUACGUACCUUUUACGUAUUUACUAACGUAUACUUUGCGUAUAAUAAAACGGCCUGAAGAACGCUUUUGUAUUAUAAGUAGAAUAUGCUCGCCGUUUCAUAUUUUGUCUAAUAUUUUUGCAUUGUAGAAGCAGAAUUGUCGCUUUCGCGAUUCAAAACGACAUUAUUCGUCGGUAUACAUAGUAUCGUUGAUCCCUCAAUGACUUUCUCCUCAACCAUGACGAUUGAAUGUCACUGCCAAAAUCCCCAGGAUCGCAUAAAAAUAUAGCAUCUAUAUACAUACAUGAUAGACUUGACGAGCGGCUGUUGCUUUUUCCGCGGCAACCUGUUCGUUUUCUGCCACCACAAACCUCUAUCAUUCUCUCGCUAUUUUUCGAUCUUAUGUUGUGUAUUUAUUUUUUUUUUCUUUUUAUAAAAUAGCAGCUUUUGUUAUUGAAAAGCCCGUAACGCUCGUUCUUCAACGUAACUUCAUCAAGAAUGAAAUGUCGGGUACAUCAUCGAGCUUCUUAAUUUCUCAAAAUUUAAAGAUUGAAAAAAGAAGAAAUAACAAAAUAUACGAUACUAAGCGAACAUUUGAAAUUUUUUGUCAAAACCUGUUAUCAAUCUUUUUUCUUUUUCUUUUCCUAUUUUCCUUUUCUGGACGUAUGUACGUACAUGGACGUACAAAAUGGAAAAGAAAGCGAAACGACGGGUGCACAUUCCAUGAAUAUAAUUAUACAUGUAUAAAAUAACGAGUCCGUUAGCGUUUGUUAAGACAUUCGAGUAAGAUAUUACAGGCGAACAUUCAAGAUGAAUAAUAUAUCUAAAGUUUGAAAGCUUACAAUAGACUCGGUUCAUCAUUAUCAUAUAUCGUGAUUUUUAUGUCAUGUUCAAUAAAUGAGUUUCAAAGUA